Polyodon spathula (Mississippi paddlefish) is the source of this 588-nucleotide messenger RNA. Its product is annotated as pro-MCH-like. Gene Ontology annotation, biological process: chemical synaptic transmission; behavior. Gene Ontology annotation, molecular function: type 1 melanin-concentrating hormone receptor binding; melanin-concentrating hormone activity. NCBI's taxonomy places the organism in Eukaryota, Metazoa, Chordata, Actinopteri, Acipenseriformes, Polyodontidae. The record is from RefSeq and is a predicted model, not a curated record. The transcript is spliced from 3 exons. The coding region runs from base 35 to 508 and encodes 157 amino acids.
UGAUAGUUUCUACGAGAACCUCACGUUGCUGAAAAUGGCCAGAAUGAGCAUCUCAACUUACUCUGUUCUCUUUGCUUUAGCAUUUCUUUCAGAGUCCUUAACAGCUUCACUGGCAAGAUCUCUAAACAAGAUAGAAGACACUAGAAUGCUAAAUGAUUUCUUCAGCCCAAGUAAAGCACACCUGGAUGCAGAGGGGCUGGACAAGUCAGAAAUCAUAGUCUUCACAGAUUUAGGUGUCAAGAAGAAUGCUAAAGAUCUCCAAGACUUCCUAACUUCUGCCAACUCGAAACUCUUCAGCCCUGUAUUGUCUGUGGAUCAUUCUCCCAGACAGUUGCCUUACUUCACCGUCAGAAAAGCAGAAGCACCCCAGUCAGAAAGCCAAAGCACUGAAACAGAGGAACGCAGAGAUUCUGGAAGGGAUGAUUCUAAAAUUCCAGUAGGCAGAAGAGACUUUGACAUGCUAAGAUGUAUGCUGGGAAGAGUCUACAGACCAUGCUGGCAGGUGUAGGAAUUGUUUCAGUCCUCCAAUGAACAAGUUUUUUGAAAAAUUACAAUGAUCCAGUUAUUCACCUUUGUGUUAUGCCUGCA